Messenger RNA from Microplitis mediator, 1158 nucleotides. RefSeq names its product homeobox protein Hox-B5a-like. Lineage: Eukaryota; Metazoa; Arthropoda; Insecta; Hymenoptera; Braconidae. Gene Ontology annotation, biological process: anterior/posterior pattern specification; negative regulation of transcription by RNA polymerase II. Gene Ontology annotation, molecular function: DNA-binding transcription factor activity, RNA polymerase II-specific; RNA polymerase II cis-regulatory region sequence-specific DNA binding. The coding region runs from base 1 to 1158 and encodes 385 amino acids. Gene Ontology annotation, cellular component: nucleus. The transcript has 2 exons. The record is from RefSeq and is a predicted model, not a curated record.
AUGACGAGCUCAGCUUAUUAUUCAAAUUGUGAACCUGGAUAUUGGCCUUAUAAUCAAUUUCCUGAUGUGUGCAACACUGGGUCAAUUCAUCCCACGUCAACGUGCCAGCAAAUGCCUCUAUAUCAGAAUCACCAGCAACAAAACUUACCAAGUUAUGGUGUGAACAAUAAUAACACUAGUUCAAAUGUACCUCCUCCUACCAGCCUUCUAGAGACAAUUCUGCGACAUGGGAAAGAAGCAGUUAGUGAAAUAUACAGUUCAGGUAAUAAACCAAAUCCCGAACUGCAGACAGCUUCAUACAUUCAAGGAACAACUCCUCCCUAUACUCCAUCUUCCUCGGAUCAGAAUUCUCCAUUGAGAAGUGUCGACAUGAGUACUCCGUCUCGGGAAAAGUUUGAGUUGUCACAAAAAUUACUAGAGGCUGACGAAAAAUACAAAGAGUGCAAUUAUUCUAUGCUGAGGAGUAAUAUCGGAAAUUGUGGUCCGUCUGUGAAUACAUCUCUUCCUAAUUCAAAUGAUUACAAAUCUGCAAAAAUGGAGUACGAGUCGGAUGAUGAUGACAGAUAUGAAGAAUCGGAUAUUGCACACUCCCCGGAAGAUGGCAAACCAGUUUUACAUCCACCGGUUGAUUAUCCUUGGAUGAAGUCUAAUUAUGGUGAUGGCACUGCGAUGGGCCAAAAACGUACCAGACAAACCUACACCCGUUAUCAAACAUUGGAAUUAGAAAAAGAAUUUCAUUUCAAUAAAUACUUAACCAGGCGUAGAAGGAUCGAAAUCGCAACCUCGUUGAGUCUCACAGAACGGCAAAUAAAAAUUUGGUUUCAAAAUAGAAGAAUGAAGGCCAAGAAAGACGGCAAGAUGGGAGGCUUCAAUUUAGACAGCAGUUUCAGCGAUGAAAUUCCAUCUCCAAAACCACGUGAACCAGAGACGCUUCCGAUGAUGACGUCAGUCAAUUCCACAAAUUCGAUGUUUCACAACAACACGUCGAACCAUAGCUUAAAUUCUGUUCCAUCACCGUCGAUUAACGUCCAUCAGCAGCAGCAUCAAUUGCAUUCUGCUUACCUAAGUUAUCAUCAAUAUUCGCAAGAACAUUUAUACCCAAGUCAAGAUCACUUUCCCUAUCGUGGCAUGCAUUCCUAUACGGAGAAGCUCAGUUGA